AUGACAGCUGACUUCUGUGUCUCCUUUGAUAAACCACUGUUGAUAUCCCUGCAGGAAGCAGAGGCGUUAGUUGCGGAUGUUUAUCGUGUUCUGGGGCGGCCGCGUGGACUGCGGAUCGGCGAGGAGCCCGACCGAGACGGACAGUACUUCCACUACUUAACAAAAUGGAUGUACGCUCUGCACCAGCUCGGCAAGGUGAAACCAGAGUACCAUGAGCGAGCCGUGAAGUUAGCGAAGGACGUCCACCACGCCUUCUACGUGCCGGGGGUCGGGGUUCGCUGGAAGAUGCUGGAGGAUCUGUCCGGGCCCUACCCGGGUUACGGCCUUGGUGGGCUCGACUUCUACGACGGGUUUGUGACGUACCGGCUGCUGGACCCGGCGGCGCUGUCAGCCGAGAUCGUCAACAUGCAGCAGCUGGUCAUGAAGAACUACAGGAGCUUCAGCUGCACUCAGGUGGGCGUCAGGGAGGGCUGUGAUUGGUCAGGAUUGCCAUGGGGACAUUGA
Messenger RNA from Branchiostoma floridae (Florida lancelet), 504 nucleotides. RefSeq lists its product as uncharacterized. The transcript is spliced from 4 exons. The coding region runs from base 1 to 504 and encodes 167 amino acids. The record is from RefSeq and is a predicted model, not a curated record. NCBI's taxonomy places the organism in Eukaryota, Metazoa, Chordata, Leptocardii, Amphioxiformes, Branchiostomatidae.